AUCUUCUAUUCAUAUUCAUGCGUCAUGUCCAUGUGUUUUGAUAAAGGUUAUGUUUAUGUGCAUUUAUUGUUAAGUUUCUCAACUUAUUAAGUGUUUUAUUUUCUUCUCGUUUAUAUUUUUUAUGUAAAGAUGGGUGUUGCAAUUGAUAAAUUAAAUGAAACUCAAAGAUCAUUGCUGUUGUUGAACGGGGACGACUUAUUUGGUGAAAAUGGUGAACUCAGAGAAUACUUUCCUGAUGCUGAUUUUGUUAAAUAUUUAAGCUGUGAUGUCUCAAAGAAAAUAUUUGAAAAAUUUCAAAAGAAUUGUGAAAGCCAAAAUGUGGAAGAAUGCUUGAAACAGUGCGUACUUUCAUGGCUCAAUGAAGAAAAUUCCACAGAACGCCAGUUUCAACUACUCUCAGUUGGCAUUGCAGCUCUUUUAGCAUUUGUGCAAGACAAUUGGUGUGGACCUAGCUUAAAAGAAAGUGUUCCCUGGCUUCAGCCUUGUAUGCAUACCACAGAUGAAGAUUGUGUUAAUGUAUUCAUCGAAAAUUUAGUACUUGAUGCUGAAGCAGUUGUGAGUGUAGCUAGACAUCCAGAACUUUUAGUUUUGGCUCGUGCUGUUUUUCUGUCAGAAUUGCCGGAUCUAGAGAGCACCCUGUGGUGGAGGUUUCGAUGUAUCGCAGUUCAUCAACAAAUACUAGAAGAAAAAUCUCCCCAGCUUCAUGAAGAGUUAGUUACACUGAAAGAUCGACUUCUGCAAUGUGAAUUUUUGAAGAAAGACCGAGAUUUGAGUAUCCUAGCUCAACUUGAAAUCUCACAAGUACACCUAAGCUAUCAUGAAGUGCAACCGUCACAGCAGCUCAUUCAAGCUGCACUUGAAGAAGCCAAUCUUAGCAUAAAUCUUACUGGUGCCCUUGGAAAGAGAACUCGUUUCCAGGUGCGUGAGCUUGCUCAGCUUACUUUGGAUGUCCAGUCUUCAACAGAAACAAGGAAUAAGCCCUGUAUACAGAAAGAUUUGCCAAAAGAUCUAAAACUUGAUGAUGACGUCCGAUUAGAUAAAAUAAAAUUCAGCAAUUCUGUUGAUGGUCAAUAUAAUGACUUAACUCCAAUCCAACAGGCAUGUGUUUUGGCUGCAUUUGUGCAAACUCAAAAAUGUCAACCAAAGGAUAAAUUGGCUGAUGAAGAACUCUUGGCUUACCUCACUUGUUUAUUGUCUCAACCUCAAGUAUGGAGUUUUCAGCUUUCUGGGCUUUUGUUUCGUUCUAAAAUUGAAUCAAACCAUUCCCGAACUGUAGAACGUUCAAUGACUCAAACCCAGGUUCUUGUGGAUUCAGUUAAUGCUCCAGCUCCAGAAUCUUGGCAACGCCUGUCAAUGAUAUUUUGUUCCCACUUGUGUCCCAGCUGGACCCUGGAGGAGCAAUUAGCAGACUUUUUUGUUUCUCUUGGUUGCAUUAACAGUGCAUUGGAUGUCUACUUACGUUUGCAAUGUUGGGAACAAGUGAUAGCCUGUUAUAACCAUCUAAAACUUAGGCAUAAGGCAGAGGAAAUUAUCAGACAAGAACUAGCUAAAAAAGAAACAGUUAAGCUGUGGUGUUUAUUAGGUGAUGCUACUGAUAAUGUUGAUUACUAUGAGAAAGCAUGGAACCUCAGCAAUAAGAAAAGUGCUCGUGCUCAGAAGCAUUGGGGCCUCUAUUUCUUCCACAGAAAGCAGUAUGCUGAAGCAAUUCCCCAUCUCCAAGAAUCUUUGUCCCACAAUUCAUUACAAACUACCUUGUGGUUUCAACUGGGUUAUGCAUCUCUUCAACAAGAAGAAUGGUCUAUUGCUGCUACCGCAUAUCGCCGAUGCUGUGUUUUGGAUCCUGAGAACUUUGAAGCUUGGAACAAUUUGUCCAAAGCGUAUGUAAAUCUAGGGCAGAAGAACAGAGCUUGGAAAUCACUACAAGAAGCCUUGAAAUGGGAUUAUGAAAAUUGGCGAGUGUGGGAGAACUUUUUGAUAGUCAGUUUGGACUGUGCUGUUAUGGAUGAGGUGAUACGGUCUUAUCAUCGCAUCAUAGAUUUGAGAGAAAAACAUUUGGAUGUUGAAGUGCUGGAGAUUUUGGGGAAGGCAAUUAUUGACAACUUACCAGAUUGUGAUGGAGUGCCUUGUGGGGCGCUCCUUGGCAAAGCCUUGGAGCUUCUGGGCAGAAUUACUGCACAGAUAACAAAUAAUUGGAAGGUGUGGCGCCUGUACUCAAGAUUGACCCGCGUGCUUCCUAAUCCCACCCCAGAAACUGAAUUCAAAGCUGUCCAGCACUUACAAAAGGCUCACAGAGCAGCUGUGGUUGAUGCAUCAUGGGUCAAUGAUACUGAAGUUUGCCUUGAAGUAAUAGGGUUGAGUGAAGAGCUGGCAAAUGUCUCAUUAACAUUUGCAAAUAAAAGCACAAGCAAACAACAAUCUUCGUCCGUACUGUCCUCAUCAAAACUCUCUUUAAAAUCAACUCUGACCAAAAUUAAGCAACAACGCCUUGACCUUUUAACUGGGCAAGUUGAAGAAGUUCUUCUGCCACAUUACAACAACUUGGACGGAUUGCUGCAACAAAUUGCUGAGGCAUCUGCUGCAUAGAAGAGAGCCAAUCACAAUUGUGACUUUCAAAUAAAGCCUUCUAGAGCAACCUUGUUUAUAA
Molecule: messenger RNA, 2644 nt
Organism: Thrips palmi
Lineage: Eukaryota; Metazoa; Arthropoda; Insecta; Thysanoptera; Thripidae
Product: tetratricopeptide repeat protein 27
Exons: 17
Coding region: 130-2583 (817 amino acids)
Molecular function (GO): protein binding
Source: RefSeq, a predicted model, not a curated record